Molecule: messenger RNA, 3047 nt
Organism: Tachysurus vachellii
Lineage: Eukaryota; Metazoa; Chordata; Actinopteri; Siluriformes; Bagridae
Gene: tmcc1a
Product: transmembrane and coiled-coil domain family 1a
Exons: 5
Coding region: 176-1573 (465 amino acids)
Cellular component (GO): endomembrane system
Source: RefSeq, a predicted model, not a curated record
CUCUCUCUCUCUCUCUCUCCAGUCCUCCUUUUUUGUUCGGUCUGUAGUGUUCUGUAGACUCAGCAAUAUGCAGUAGCAGAGAUGCACACAUCUGGAUUAGACCUCAAGAUCUGCUAAGAGAGAGAGUGUGAGUGUGAGACUGUGAACACAAGAGACCUCUCUGUGCUCGGACAGCAUGGUGCAACGCUUCAGCCUCCGUAGACAGUUCUCAAAGAUCGAGAGGUUGGAGGGCAGUCUGGCUCAGGCAGCAUUCUGCAAUGUGGACGGCUCACAGGCGGGCUCUGAGGAUUUGCCGCUCGACCCACAGCGCACGCGGCAGGCCAUAGCACAGCUCCAGCAGAAGAUCCUGAGGCUGACGGAGCAGCUGCGAAUCGAGCAGUCAGCAAGCGAUGAAAAUGUAGCUGAGUACCUCAAGCUCGCCAACAACACCAACGACAAGCAGCAGAGUUUCCGGAUUAAACAGGUCUUCGAGAAGAAAAACCAGAAGUCAGCGGCAACUAUCGCACAGUUGCAGCGCAAGCUGGAGCACUACCGGCGCCGGCUCCGUGAGGCUGAACAAGGUGGCGAAACGACACGACAACACAAACGUGUGCUGCAUGAUGUUCAGCAGGGGAUACGUGAUGUGGGUGCAAGGGUUAUCACAGGCCUCAACGAUGGCGUGGUGAACAGUGUGCGAGGAGGCCUGUCCACCUUCUCACAAGCUACACACACAGCGGCUGGUGCGGUGGCCUCCAAGCCACGUGAGAUUGCCUUGCGUCUGCGCAACCGCUUCGGAAGCACCGACAACAUUAGCGUGCUGAAGGAUAGAGAAGAUACUAAUGGUGCCACCACCAGCGGGCAAUUGCAGGGCAGCCCACGGUUUGGCAGUGAGGAAGACUGCUCGAGUGCUACAUCAGGAUCAGCCGGUGCCAACAGCGUGACAGGGGGAGUCGGCGGGCCACCAAGCUCUAAGGAGAACACGCUGGAGCGGGGAAGUUGUACGGGCAUGGAGAUGCUGAUACAGGAGGUACAGGAGCUUAGGGAGGUUCAGGUUCGUCUGGAGGAAGCCAUGCGGGAGUUGAGGGUCCACUACCAGCGGGACUUCACACUGUGCUUGCAGACACAGCAGGAGGAGCGAUUCAGGACUGAGCGGCUGGAGGAGCAACUGAACGACCUGACAGAGCUUCACCAGAAUGAGAUUCUGAACCUGAAACAGGAGCUGGCCAGCAUGGAAGAGAAAAUGGCUUAUCAGUCCAACGAGAGAGCACGAGACAUACAGGAGGCGCUAGAAGCCUGUCAGUCACGCAUCUCAAAUAUGGAGCUGCAGCAGCAGCAGCAGCUGCAAGUGGUUCAGCUCGAAGGCCUGGAGAACGCCCUGACCCGCAAGUUUGUCAACGUCUUGCUCGCCCUCAUGGCAGUCGUCCUGGUAUUCGUGUCCACCGUUUGUAACUGCAUAUUGCCCCUGAUAAAAACACGCAGCCGCACCAUCUCCACGCUCCUCCUCAUCCUGCUCUUCACCUUUCUCUGGAAGAACUGGGACACACUCUCAGGACACACACUUCAAUUUCUGCAUGAUGACAACAUUAAACGCUGAUGCUGCUGAACUAUGCGCCAUGUUGCUUUGAACAUCAGGAAGCCACAGCCUACCGUCAAGCAUUAAAAUUCAGCUGUGAAUAUAAGACUUCCUUUUUUAAAGGAAAAGGUGUAUAUGUUUACAUUUUGGAAGUAUGAAUUAAUUAAAAGUCCACCUUUUCUUCCAGCACCUCUUUAAUAAGGAUGUUGUAAUAAAAAACAAACGUUAUUCCAUCGAUUUAUAACAAAUUUUGUUUUAUAUCAUAAUCAGUUGUAUGUAGCAUCAAAGUCCUAGUACUGAAGCAGGUCAUGGGAAUUUAUUUAGAUGUUGCACUCAAACGUUCCUCCGUAUCUCUGCCUGUGUGUUUUUUUUAAUAAACCUUACUGGCUGCCUUUAAGGGAGGAGUGUAUGCACUUUGAGCUGUUUUUAGUAGUGUUAGCCUACACUGCCAUCACUUUGUUCACUGCACUGGAUUUAACAUUGAAGGAGAAAUCUGAAUGGACUGAUGGACAUACUUGAAGAAAGUGGUACUUUAGGGACCUUCUGUGCUUCCAUAUUGUUUCUGUUAGCAAUGUAUUACCACUUUCAGGACUUUUAUAUUAUAUGAAUGAUAAAUAAUGAAUGAGUAUGUUGUUAACCUUGGCACUGUUGUUGUGAUCGGAGCCUGUUUACUGUAUGAUAUGAAAAGCAAAAUGUCUUUAUAUGAAAUGGACUCAGAUUUCUGUUCUAUUCCUGCUGAGUAUUACACAUCAUCGAUCAGGCUAUCAGCAGUCAAAAGGUUUUUAUUAGCUUGUUGCACUGGUGAAAAUUCAGGGCUGUAAACCUUUUCUAAAAAGAAAGGGGAAGGUUACUACAUCUAGUACUGAGUCAUAUCAGUGUGUGAUUGGUGUUUGACAUUUAUCACAUCAAGCUAAUACAUAUGUCAGUCAAACAAAGUAAUAUUAGAUUUGCGAAAGCUGCCAUUUUCCUGAAAAUGCUAUUUAGGCAUUUGAAGGUGAGGACAGAAAAUCAGACUGUCAUCUGUAACAUCUCAAACAACAAAAUUAAUAUAAAGAACAUUCUCUAACAAUACAGCUAUAUUUAAAAUGCGUGUUUUACCCAAUCCCUGUGGGAUAUAUAUAUGAGACGGUGUUCUUUUCCAUGUGAGCAUUACCAAGCUAUUAACGUUGUUACUGUACUUAAAUAUCUUUUAUAGCAUUCACUACAAGUGUAACACAUGACUUGUCCAAUUAAGCCAUGGAUAAUUGGUUUAGUUACUUAAAUAAUAAAUCAGAUUAAUUAUAUAGUAAAUAAUUCUUCGAAUUCCUCUUAGGUGACCCAGGUGGACAGGCUCGAGGUCCCUACACUGCAAGAUUGUUUAACCUUGACCCUGAAAAUGUGUGAAACAGCCGGAGGUGUGUGUGUGCGUGUGGGUAGGUGGGUGUGCAUGCUAAGCAACUUCAGUGCCUUCUGAUGUCUAUGCCUGUAAUAAAAAGCAUUCCUGCCUAGACAAAGA